AUGGCACCAAAGAAACCAAGGGCACCAAAAGGACUAGGUUCUAUUCUAACAAGGAACAAGUCCAAAUCCCGAAGCUCAACUACAAAAAGAGCCAAAAUGAUAAGUGAAGAAGAACGCAUUGCCGGCCUUGCAAAAAUUGCCUCUCGGCUAGAAGCUUUUUGCAAGGAACGCCACACCUCACCUGAUCCUCUUCCCAUUUCAGGAGGUAGAGACUUAGGUCAGGGGUCUGUUAAAUGUGGUGACACGACACUUGACCGCUACAGGUCAGUCUGGAAAGGAAUGCUUGAUUUUUGCAUUCUUAUUGGCGACUACAUGUCUGGAAUAAUUCUCCGCCAGUCACAUUGCCCUGCAAAACCUCCACCAGUGGCCCUCAAAACGUGCAUCCUCUACAUGAGAUAUCGUGUACUGCCUCCAGGUACAAGUGUUAUCAAUCCAGAUUCAGCAACUCCUUUCGUGUAUGGCCCCGACAAGACUGAGCUCAAAGCUAUUGGCACCUGGACUGCAGAAUCCACUGUCGGCAACCUGAACAGUGCGCUUUGGACACUUCACAGGUGUUACGAGACAACCCGCCACAAGUAUCAGGAACAAUGCAAACAAUGCCGUGAAAUAGAUCCAGAAGAUUCCAAAAAAGGACAUGGCUGCAGUGACCAUGGAGGUAAUCCUCACUAUUGGAGGCGAGGCAAUCCUUCCAAAAGUGUUCUUUUUAAGAAUGCCCUUAACGUGUGA
Molecule: messenger RNA, 726 nt
Organism: Cylindrotheca closterium
Lineage: Eukaryota; Bacillariophyta; Bacillariophyceae; Bacillariales; Bacillariaceae
Source: the annotation of a GenBank genome assembly